Messenger RNA from Aspergillus homomorphus CBS 101889, 2029 nucleotides. Its product is annotated as FAD-binding oxidoreductase. The coding region runs from base 281 to 1726 and encodes 481 amino acids. NCBI's taxonomy places the organism in Eukaryota, Fungi, Ascomycota, Eurotiomycetes, Eurotiales, Aspergillaceae. Gene Ontology annotation, molecular function: FAD binding. The transcript has 3 exons. The record is from RefSeq and is a predicted model, not a curated record.
GGGAACCACGGAAUGGUCCGCUGGAGAAUUGAUAUGACACUUCUUUUCUGAAUGGGGACGGAUUGCUGUAGAGACCAGAUGCAGAUCUCUAUCUGAAAUAAUAACAGAUGAUAGAUCCCUUUCACGCAUGCCGAUCAGUGCGCCCGGCCGGAUCAGAUGACCUGCUGCUCUCUCUCUUUGAAGCCACAUUCCAGCCACGUCGCGUUGCCAUUUAAUUGUGACGACUGGGCUGGUUCACCAUCUCUCAGCCCCUCGAUAGCCCGACGGUCUAGCAAGGAAAAUGAAGCUGGGGCCAGUCAGCAACGCCAAGUUGGCCAGUGCAUGCUGCUUGGGUCUGAAUCAACUUGUCGGCACGAACCAGACAUUCUUUGCGGGGAGUCUGGCAUACAACUCCUCUCUGGCAUCUUAUUUCUCCCAGCAGGAGGCCCAACUCUAUCCCAAUUGCAUUGUGGCUCCCACCACUGUGGACGAUGUCUCUACUGCUGUCCAUUAUCUGACCUCCAACUCCAGGUGCGAUUUCGCAAUCCGGUCGGGCGGACAUAUUGUCUUUGCUGGGGCAGCGAACAUUAACGAUGGGGUGACCAUCGAUCUGCGCGGCCUCGACACAAUUGAAGUCAAUGACGAUCAUUCUACCGUGACGGUCGGAGCUGGAGCCACCUGGGGUGAUGUCUAUAAGGCUCUCGAACCGAUGAACCUCAUGGUAGCCGGAGGUCGCGUUGGCCAGGUUGGCGUCGGCGGCUUGACGACUGGAGGAGGCAUCUCUUAUUUCUCGCCACGCUUUGGCUGGACCUGCGACACUGUAGUCGACUUCGAAGUAGUGCUAGCGAAUGGGUCCGUGGUUCAUGCAAAUGCACAGAACAAUCCCGAGCUUCAGAUUGCCCUGCGGGGAGGGUCCAACAACUUCGGGGUCGUUACGCGAGUCCAGCUGAAAGCCUUUGAGCAGGGUCCAAUAUGGGGUGGCUUGACCUUCCACUCAUUCGACAACGUUGACCAGCAGCUCCAGGCCACAGCCGAUUUCAGCAAUGCGGAUACCUACGACGAUUAUGCAUCGUUGAUUCUUAGCUUCGGCUUCUCCGGUACUCAAGGGCCUGCCCUUCUUACUGCUCUGGAGUACACCAAGCCUGAAGCAUACCCAUCGGUCUUUCAGUCUUUUACGUCUAUACCCUCCGUGUUGAGUACGCUGCGAGUUGCAAACAUGUCCGAUAUAGCGACCGAACAAGGCUCGUUCCAGCCGAAUGGCGACCGACAGUUGUGGUUAACCACGACGUUCUACCCCAGUGUCCCCAUGCUCAACGCAACCUACCGUUGCUGGAACAACAGUCUAGCGGCCAUCAAAGAUGUGAAUGGGAUAACUUGGUCUCUGUCGCUCGAGCCAAUCCCGCCAUCAAUAUAUGCCCGCCGUAGCGAUUCCAACUCGCUUGGACUGUCGGAUACAUCCGGUUGUCUCGUAGUGGUGUUGUUGAGUGCAAGUUGGUCCGAUGAAGCGGAUGAAGCCGAAGUGACCAAAGUCGGCCGGGGUCUUUUUGAAGCGAUCGAGGACAUUGCCCAGCAGCAAAACGCGUCUCAUCCCUUCAGAUACCUGAACUACGCAGCUCAAUGGCAGAAUCCGAUCGCAAGUUAUGGGGAUGACAGUGUUGAGCAAUUGUGGCGAACUUCUCGGGCGGUCGAUCCGGAGGGAGUCUUCCAGCAACAAGUUCCCGGCGGGUUUAAGCUUCCUAUCAUCUAAAAUACUUCAAUACAGCACUGAUAGUUGGCCACUUGCUGUGAUGUGGGAAGCAUUGCUUUUUUCAAAUAGAGACUGGGGUCGAGACAUGGGUCAUGUUAAUAUCGACUUCCCCAUGUGGGUUUCGCAACGGAAUUAGGUCGGGUAGUUAUUGCUAGUCAUUCGGUGGGGGCAGUCUUGAUUAUACUUUGAAGAUAACCUGAUAAUCAGCGUGUCGUUUCCAGUCAAAUGCGACCUUAGGUCCUCAGUUGCGAUGGACACACGUCACUUGGCUCGAUGAGACUUACCGGAAAAUAAAUAAAUUGU